AUGCUCAACCAACUCUUACAACAGAAGAGUCAAGAAGGGCACAUCCUUCCCCUACCGCAAGAGAAACCCAGCGCAGACAAACAAGCUGACGAACUAAUGGAGAAAGAAGAGAAAACUCACCCCAAUAAGAAGCUGCAAGGGGCUCCUGACGCCAUCAUGUGCCGAGCGUUUGCUACCACCCUUAAGAGUACCGCCAGAGAUUGGUAUCGAACUCUUCGACCAGGAUCUGUUGGUUCCUUCCAAGGGAUGGAGCAAAUGUUCAUCGGCCACUUCCUUAGUAGCCGGAGAGUUGCCAAAACAACAGGCCAUCUAAUGAAUAUGGUGCAAGGGGACCGGGAGACUUUAAAGAACUUCAUGCAUCGGUUCAACAUAGCGACCCUAGAAAUCUGCAACUUAGACAUGGGGGUAGCCUUGGCUGCCCUGACAACGGCCCUCCAACCCGGAAGUUUCCUAUACUCCCUAGGGAAAAAACCGCCGGUGGACAUGAGGGAGUUAAUGAUCCGAGCAGAGAAAUACAUAAACCUGGAGGAGAUGAUGGACACGAGAGGAAAUCGUCUAGAGCGGAAGAGGAGAAACAACGGCAGAGAAUCUGGAGACACGUAUAGAUCUAUAAAAAGGCACGAAACUAGUGCGCUACAAAUAGGUCAAAAGAGCAAAGGACAGCACAACAAGUUCUCCACCUACUCACCUCUAAAUGUACCGCGCUCAGAGUUGCUGAUGCAGAUAAAAAAGAAGGAAUACGUGCUGACGAUGGAAAAAGGGGAAACCAGUAGCAAACGAAACAAGAAAGGUGACGCCAUAACCUUUGACAGCGGAGAUGAAGAGGGAGUGCAGCAACCGCAUGAUGACGCACUGGUGCUCUCCCUACUCAUAGCCAAUUACAUGGUUAGACGUAUACUGAUAGACAACGGGAGUUCGGCCAACAUCAUGUUCUGGUCGGUCUUGGUAGGGAUGAAGAUAGGCAAGGAACGAUUGAAGCCCGUCUCGACCCCCUUGGUAGGAUUUGGGGGAGACACUGUUCACCCCUUGGGAACAAUCACGUUACCAGUAAUAAUAGGAACGACCUCGCAGCAGGUAACAACGUUGACAGAGUUCCUGGUGGUUGACCGACCUUCGGUGUACAAUGUCAUCUUGGGUCGCCCUUUCCUUAACGCAGUUCGGGCGGUAACAUCAACUUAUUACCUCAAAGUUAAAUUCCCUACACCCCAAGGGAUAGGAUAUGCCAAAGGAGAUCAAGCCGCUGCCCGGAGUUGCUAUGUAAUGGCCUUGAAAGGGAAGAUGGAGGCUAAAGAAGCUCUAACGGUGGAAGACUUAGAAGUCAGAGGAGAGUAUCCCCAGAUCACAGACAUGCCCGGCAUCGACCCUGCUGUGAUAGAGCACCGGUUGCAGGUCAACCCCAACCACCGACCUGUGAAACAGAAAAAAAGGAGCUUCGCAAUGGAGCGGAUCAAAAUAAUUGACGAAGAGGUGAUGAAACUGUUGCAGGCCAACUUUAUCCGAGAAGUGGACUACCCCGAGUGGCUGAGCAAUGUGGUCUUGGUCAGGAAGCCCAAUGGAAAAUGGCGCACCUGCAUAGACUUUACGGACUUGAAUAAAGCAUGCGCAAAGGACAGCUUUCCUCUCCCUCGAAUUGAUCAGCUAGUGGAUUCGACCUCGGGGCACGAGUUCCUCAGCUUCAUGGAUGCUUACUCAGGGUACAACCAAAUCCCUAUGAAUCCAGCUAAUGAAGAAAAAACUUCUUUUGUCACCAACAGGGGUCUAUAUUGUUAUCGGGUGGUGCCCUUCGGCUUAAAAAAUGCGGGGGCCACAUAUCAGAGGUUAGUGAACAAGAUUUUUAAGGAACAGCUCGGAAAAACAAUGGAAGCAUACGUGGACGAUAUGUUGGUGAAGAGCAUGGAAGCAGGGCAACAUUGUAAAGAUCUGAGGGAAACGUUCGAGCUCCUCCGCCGGUACCACAUGAGGUUGAAUCCCUCAAAGUGCGUGUUCGGCGUUUCUGCAGGUAAAUUCCUGGGCUUUAUGGUGACUCAUAGAGGUAUAGAAGCAAAUCCGGAUUAA
Messenger RNA from Malania oleifera, 2055 nucleotides. RefSeq lists its product as uncharacterized. The transcript is spliced from 4 exons. NCBI's taxonomy places the organism in Eukaryota, Viridiplantae, Streptophyta, Magnoliopsida, Santalales, Ximeniaceae. The record is from RefSeq and is a predicted model, not a curated record. The coding region runs from base 1 to 2055 and encodes 684 amino acids.